Molecule: messenger RNA, 954 nt
Organism: Cladophialophora yegresii CBS 114405
Lineage: Eukaryota; Fungi; Ascomycota; Eurotiomycetes; Chaetothyriales; Herpotrichiellaceae
Exons: 1
Coding region: 1-954 (317 amino acids)
Molecular function (GO): oxidoreductase activity, acting on the CH-OH group of donors, NAD or NADP as acceptor; NAD binding
Source: RefSeq, a predicted model, not a curated record
AUGGUCAAACUACUCUACCCGACGUCGCUGACCCUCGACACGGCCGAGCUCGAGGGCUUCUCCGUCUCGCUGCACGCGUACGACGUCAAGCAGCCGAUCCCGGAGGACCUGAUCGACGCCGAAGUCCUGAUAACCUGGUGCAACACUCCCGACAACUUAUCGGACGCGGCGAAACGAAUGAAGAACCUGAAAUGGAUCCAGUCCCUCGCGGCGGGGCCCAACGACGUGCUCAACGCCGGGUUCGACGCCAAAGCCAUCACCGUCACCACGGGCAGCGGGCUGCACGACCACACCGUGGCCGAGCACACGCUGGGCCUGCUCCUGCUGGCGGCGCGCAAGUUCCAUGAGAUGCGCGACCACCAGACCAAAUCCCCGCCCGAGUGGCCCGCACAUCUGGGCGGACCGCAGCCCGACCGGCCGAAGGGGUCCUUCACGAGCCUGCGCGGCGCCAACGUCGUGAUCUGGGGAUUCGGCAACAUCGCAAAGACGUUGACCCCGUCGCUGCGUCUGCUCGGCGCGAACGUGACCGGCGUGGCUACGCGCAAGGGCGUGCGUGACGGCGUGGAGGUCUACGCCGAGGACGAGCUGCCUCGGCUGUUGCCCGAGACUGAUGCGCUGGUCAUGAUCCUCCCCGGCAGCGAGGCCACCAAGAACGCCCUCGACGCCGAGCGGCUCAAGUUGUUGCCCUCGCACGCGUGGGUCGUCAAUGUCGGGAGGGGAACCUCGGUCGAUGAAGAUGCGCUGUACGAUGCCCUCGUGGGCGGUGGGAUCGGGGGCGCCGCGCUCGAUGUCUUUGUCAAGGAGCCUUUGCCCACGGAGAGUAAAUUGUGGGGGUGCAGGAACUGUUUCGUCAGUCCCCAUGCCGCUGGGGGGCGGCCGCAGGGGGCCGAGAGGUUGGUGGCCGAGAACUUGAGGCGGUUUCUCGCCGGGCAGGAGUUGAAGAAUGUGAUUUGA